AUUCUCUUUAGCCCUGAUGUCUACGUGUGUUUUGGCUUUUUUCCAAUGAAAAAAGUAGCCUUGACAACAACCUUAAUACGAAAUCUCAAAGAGAGGCACGCUUUUAUACCAGUUACAUUAUCGAGCGAAAGCAUGGAAAUCCGGUUUGAUGGUAAAGUUGCUAUAGUAACAGGUGCUGGAAAAGGAAUCGGGAGAGAUAUAACAAUUAAAUUAGCGGAAUGUGGUGCUGAAGUGAUAGCUGUAAGUAGAACGCAAUCAGAUUUGGAUGAACUAGCAGAAAUUUGUCCCAAUAUUCGACCAGUAUGUCUCGAUGUUGGUGAUUGGGAACAAACCAAAGGAGUGAUAAGCGAACUAGGACCUGUUGACUUGCUGGUAAACAAUGCCGCUGUCGGUAAAGGUCAACCUCUUGGAGACGUUGAUGAAGAGUUUAUCAACAGGUUUAAAAAUUUCAAAUUUAUAUUCUAUUUUUAUUAAUAAUGAAGGUGUAAUGUUCCUAAUAUGAAGUUCU
Molecule: messenger RNA, 508 nt
Organism: Parasteatoda tepidariorum (common house spider)
Lineage: Eukaryota; Metazoa; Arthropoda; Arachnida; Araneae; Theridiidae
Product: L-xylulose reductase
Biological process (GO): glucose metabolic process; xylulose metabolic process
Molecular function (GO): carbonyl reductase (NADPH) activity; L-xylulose reductase (NADPH) activity
Source: RefSeq, a predicted model, not a curated record